AUCGCUCGAAAUAGAUUCUUCUUAGUAUAUCGACUCAUUAUGGAUUUUAGGAAAAUGUCCGGAAUAUUCAUUUUUGGAAUCUAAAAAUAAAAUUGGUCUCUUCAAAACACUCUCGAAGUGUAACAGUUCCAGGCUGGUCCUUGCAAGAGAGACGUCACUUUCCUGAUGGGGAAGACUCAAACCAACGUUGGAUGCAUUUUGCUUAGCGACUCCGAGAACCAGAUAUUAUUUGAAUGUCUUGGACAAGGUUGUACGACCAUUGCGUCUGGGGUGGUGGAGCUGUACCUGACGGAGCAGCAGGGUGGCUCCAGGUGGACAAGAUACGCCUGUGGGGUGGCCUGUCUGGUCAAAGACAACAAGAUGAGGACAUUCUUUAUACGGCUGUAUGACAUACAGGCGCAGCGGUUGUUAUGGGAACAAGAAAUAUACAUGCAGUUCCGUUACAAGACUCCACGAGAAUAUUUUCACACUUUCGAGGCUGAAUGUUCUCAGGCUGGGCUUAAUUUUGCCAGUGAAGAUGAAGCGAGGAAGUUUGAGGAGACGAUGGUGUCAAAACUGAAACAAAGACGCCGGCGUACUGAAAAACGUCGACAUGACAGACAGCUGCAAAAGGGCGUGGCUGAUACCCCCCAACAGACCGCCGAGGCCUGUGUCUACGCCUGUGACCUUCAAUCAGAAGCAGACGACACCAAACGUCAAGGCCGCUCAGAGGACAAAGACGGGCAAGAGGCUGAGCAAGGAGGACAUUAUUUAAUGAAGAUGUGUCCGUCUAAAAUGACCCAUAUCACCGAACCAGAGAUGAAGAGUCUACUCGAGACGAUCGGAAUUACAGACAGGGACCCCGACACCAUCGACUUCAUCUACGACUUUGUUGGGCGGAAUGGCGGCAUGCAUACCAUUCGCGAGGCAAUGGACAACAUGUCCAAAUCAGCCACCCCCUGCUGCUCCCACAACGUGCCCACCAUCGUCACGACCACCUCCCAGAUUCUCAAGCCAGACGCCCUCAAAAAACUACCGCCACCACCACCGCCAAAACAAACUGUUGCUCUAAAUCCACCCCAGAGAAACCCUCCUCCACCACCCCCUUCUGUAGUUUCUCAAGCGCCACUACCGUCUCCUCCCGCCCCACCCCAAGCUCCACCACCGCCUCCCCUUGCUCCACCCCUAGCGCCACCACCGCCUCCUCCAGCCCCACCCGUAGCUCAAUCACCACCUCCAGCGCCACUUCCCGGGGAUGAUGCAGCACCAAGUCAAUUACGCGCAAGCUUCUUGAAUGAUAUACAGACUGGCGUCACUUUGAAUAAGGUCGAAGUUGGAACGUCGGAUUUCAAGAGGAGGCAGUCUCGUGGUGACGGGCUAAUACCACCCCCCGCCGACGAAAGCAGCAAUAUUAUAGACAUGCUCCGCCAUGAAAUUGAAAAAAGAAAGGCUAUCAUUCAGGGGACAGAUGACGAAGAUUUUGACGCUGAAGGCUAUGAUCAGGACUGGGAUGAGGAUGAAAUAACCAGGAAGUUAUCGGGACAGACUGGCGACUUGGAUGCACAGAAUCUUACAAUGUCGGCCCAAAAUCGACAAAGGCCUGUCAACAGUUCAUGUAUUUUGCUGAAUAAUUCUGAAAACGAUUUACUGUUUGGAUGUCUGGGACGCGGGUGUACGACACUUUCCUCGGGGAUAGUGCAGCUGUACCUGUCAGACUCUCCUGACAAGUCAAGAUGGAACAAGCGCUUCGCUGGCGUGGUGGCGUUUGUGAAGGACAACACCAAACGUUCCUACUUCAUCCGCGUCUACGACAUCAGGAAACAACAGUUGCUGUGGGAACAAGAACUGUACAAUCAGUUCCGUUACAAGAGUCCAAGAGAGUAUUUCCAUACAUUUGAAGCUGAUCAAUCUCAGGCAGGGCUGAAUUUUGCCAGUGAGGAUGAAGCCUUGAAGUUUAAGAAUGCUGUGGAGAGCAAGUUGGCUGAGAGACAUCAUCGUAAAAUGCAGAAGACCCAGAGGAAGAAGAAUACGGGUGCCGUGGGUGCCAGACAAGCUCCACCUCCAGGAGGGGCACCUGCUCAGCCAAACAGACCAGCGCCAGCAAAUGCUCCGGUUACACUGAACAUUGUGGACUCCAACAAACAGAACGGUUCCAAGAAGAGCAACAAAGACAAGAAGGACAAGAAAGGGGGGCCGAAGAAACUGACCAAGGAGGACAUCAGUACCCCGACAGACUUCAGACAUGUCAGCCAUGUUGGUUGGGAUCCCGACAAGGGAUUUGAUAUGAACAACCUGGAACCGGACAUGAAGAUGUUGUUCCAGUCUGUAGGAAUUAAGCCUGAAGACCAAGUUGACAAGGAAACUCUCAACUUCAUCUACGACUUUGUUGAGAAGAACGGUGGCAUUGAAGCUGUCCGCAAAGAAAUGGCUGGUAGGCCCGCACCACCACCACCCCCUGCGUCUGUUGCACCUACUCCUCCAGCUAGACCAGGACCAGGACCAGGAGCAGGAGCCCCCCCACCCCCUCCUUCCAGGAACAGGACCUCCCCUCCCCCACCACCCACAUCGUCAUGGAGCACCUCCUCCUCCCAUAAAGAGUCCCAGCCAGAGGACAAGCACCCCUCCCCCAGGCCGCCAGGGCCCCCACUAGAGCACCAGCAAUGUCACCGCCCGCGCCUCCCCCGGUACCCUCACCAGCUUCUUGGCCCCCGAUGGGCAGUGCACCUCCACCCCCACCUCCACCCCUACAGGAGCCCCCCACCCCCCUCCACCACCACCACCACCCCCCACCGAAGCGAUACGGAUGCCCCUUCCCGGGCUGGCCCAGGGAAUGCCCGUAGUGGCCUGUUGUCCCAGAUCCACCAGGGUACUGCACUGAAGAAAGUGGAUCCUAGUGAGAAAAGUGGUGGACCUUCAGAUGCCCGGGGAAACCUCCUGAAGGCCAUCCAGGGUGGGGCCAACCUCAAGAGGGUGGAGCAGAAUGAAAAACAGGUCCAGAGUGAUGAUAGUGCGGGUCUUGUUGGAGCUUUGGCACGUGCCCUCGCCAACAGACAGAAACAUAUUCAUGGAUCAGAUGAUGAAGAUGACGAUGACGACGAUGACGAUGAAGGUGAUGACGAUGAAUGGGAUGACUAAGUGAUGUCACAGAUGACAUGGAGAUUUGAUAUGAAGCUUUCAUAAAUAUUUUUGCUUGUUUUGUUUUUUUUAAUCUUGGUGAUGGUGAUAUAUACCCUCCUUGUAGAUAUGUAUAUAUUCUCCAUGAAUGCAUCUUGUAUUGUAAAACAUAUUUUGAAAUUAUUUCCUGUCUUCGACUUUUAAUGUCAGAUUUGGUGUCUAUAUAAUCAAAAUUAAAGUGUUUUCAAUUCAUUUCUUGGUUGAAUUUGGGCCAGUGUGACAGUGUUUUUAUUUAUGGUAUUAAUUGAUAUAGGAGUUUGAUGAAAUAUGUUUGCUUGUUUGGAAAUUGAGUAAAUUCGCUUUAAGUUCGCUGAGUUUUUUCUUUCGUACAAGGUCAGUCAUGUGAGGAUCAGACAAGCCAUUGAUUAUUUUGUCCUUCAGACUUAACAAAACACAAAAAUAAUACAGGGUAAAUGCAUAUAUUUUUCACGGUACCAGUAGCCAUGGUAGCAGUAAGAUGAUCUUAUGAUGCAACACAACCAACACGAACAAAAUUUUCUCUUGGGCAAUUCAGUGGACUACGAUGCUCUGUUUCAUUUGUUUCAAAGGUCAGUAUGUACUACCUAUUAUGUAAAAAAAGGGCCAGAUUGUGAUAUUUAAGUGUUUGCAAGGUUAGUUUCAUUGCUUUUUUGUUAAUGUCUAAUGCUUGUUAUAUCAUGAUUAUGAUCCCCACUAAGUGCAGUUCUCGAAGGAGACCAAGGUCCCAAUCCACAAAGCGUUUGAAACGUUGCGACCAAUCGUAAGUCUAUACUUAUCAUAGGUUUAUGAAUGGCAUAAUGCUACAGACGUUUUGUGGAUAGGCUCCCUGAGUUUUUGGGACAUCAUGCUUUAUGUGAUUUUUUUUAGUUCAUAUCCAAGUACAAACUGUUUUUGUUUCAAGAAUAUUUGCACAACUGAUUGACCAAAAAGGUUUUUCAACAUUUCACUUACUGUAUUACUUACCCUUAGAGCAAUAAACACAUCAACGAUUGAA
Messenger RNA from Haliotis rubra (blacklip abalone), 4126 nucleotides. Its product is annotated as neural Wiskott-Aldrich syndrome protein-like. NCBI's taxonomy places the organism in Eukaryota, Metazoa, Mollusca, Gastropoda, Lepetellida, Haliotidae. The record is from RefSeq and is a predicted model, not a curated record. Gene Ontology annotation, molecular function: actin binding. Gene Ontology annotation, biological process: actin filament organization.